Messenger RNA from Colletotrichum truncatum, 4287 nucleotides. Its product is annotated as Brefeldin A resistance protein (ABC-2 type transporter). Gene Ontology annotation, biological process: transmembrane transport. Gene Ontology annotation, molecular function: ABC-type transporter activity; ATP hydrolysis activity; ATP binding. Lineage: Eukaryota; Fungi; Ascomycota; Sordariomycetes; Glomerellales; Glomerellaceae. Gene Ontology annotation, cellular component: membrane. The record is from RefSeq and is a predicted model, not a curated record.
AUGAACUUCACAUCUGAGAAACCAGAAGGCACGUCGAGCGUACCGUCCACUCGCGAAGGUAACAUGGAGUCAGACGGUACCCUGAACAACGGAUCCAACUACGAGCAAUCCCUCGAACUCAGCCAAAUUCCGGACGACGAUUCCACGUGGUCGUUGAAACACAAGGUCGUGGCAGCUAAACAACGAGAUGAACGCUCGGGCUUUCCAGGACGGGAGCUUGGCGUGACAUGGCAGAACCUCACUGUUCAAGCUGUCAGCUCCGAUGCAUCGGUACACGAGAAUGUGCUCUCGCAAUUCAAUAUUCCCAAGCUCGUCAAAGAGUCUCGCCAUAAGCCACCCCUGAAGACUAUCCUCGACAACACCCAUGGAUGCGUCAAGCCCGGAGAGAUGCUGCUUGUCCUUGGCAGACCUGGAUCCGGAUGCACAACUCUGCUCAACAUCCUGGCUAACCACCGGCGAGGAUAUUCCUCUGUCACUGGCGAUGUACACUAUGGUUCCAUGUCGGCUAAGGAGGCCGAACAGUAUCGGGGUCAAAUCGUCAUGAACACAGAGGAGGAACUGUUCUUCCCUACGCUCACAGUCGGCCAAACUAUGGACUUCGCGACGCGUCUUAAGAUUCCCUUCCACUUGCCCGACGGGGUCUCGUCUGCAGAGGAGUUGAGAGCCGAGAACAGAGAUUUCCUGCUGGAGUCUAUGGGUAUUCAGCACACCUUCGACACUAAGGUUGGCAACGAGUUCGUCCGUGGCGUAUCUGGUGGUGAGAGGAAGCGUGUGUCCAUCAUCGAGUGUAUGGCCACAAGGGGUUCCGUCUUUUGUUGGGACAACAGUACUAGAGGUCUGGAUGCAAGCACCGCUUUGGAGUACACCAAGGCUGUCCGCGCCAUGACCGAUGUGCUCGGUCUGGCUUCCAUCGUCACACUAUACCAGGCAGGCAACGGUAUCUACAACCUGUUCGACAAAGUUCUCGUUCUGGACGGAGGCAAGGAGGUUUACUACGGACCUAUGACCGAGGCCAAGCCCUUCAUGGAGCAACUUGGUUUCGUUUGCUCGGAUGGUGCCAACGUUGCUGAUUUCUUGACGGGUGUCACGGUGCCCACGGAAAGAGCUAUCAGACCCGGCUUCGAAAAGACCUUCCCUCGCAACGCGACUACGCUGAGGUCCGAAUACGAAAAGUCAGAUAUAUAUCCUCGAAUGAUCGCCGAAUACGAUUUCCCAACAACAGAAGAGGCCAAGGAGAAGACGAAACUAUUCCAGCAAGGCGUAGCGAACGAAAAGCAUAAGCAACUUCCUGCAAACAGUGCGCUCACCACGAGCUUCAUGACCCAGGUCAAGGCUUGUGUUCAAAGACAAUACCAGAUCAUCUGGGGUGAUAAGGCUACCUUCAUCAUCACCCAGGUCUCGACGUUGAUUCAAGCUCUCAUCGCCGGUUCUCUUUUCUAUAAUGCCCCGAAUAACUCUGCCGGACUCUUCAUCAAGGGUGGCGCGCUGUUCUUCGCUCUGCUCUUCAACAGUCUUUUGUCCAUGUCCGAAGUCACAAACUCUUUCACCGGUCGCCCCGUCCUCAUCAAGCACAAGUCAUUCGCGUACUACCACCCAGCCGCAUUCUGCAUCGCGCAGGUCGCUGCUGAUAUCCCGAUUACGCUGUUUCAAGUCUCGGUCUUCUCGCUCGUUCUGUACUUCAUGGUCGGCCUGAAGACAACUGCAGCUGCGUUCUUCACCUUUUGGGUUGUAGUAGUCGCAACCACCAUGUGCAUGACGGCAAUGUUCCGCUCUAUCGGUGCAAGCUUUUCGACAUUUGAUGGCGCGUCCAAGGCCUCCGGUUUCAUGGUCACUGCCUUGAUCAUGUACUGCGGGUACAUGAUCCAAAAGUCGCAAAUGCACCCUUGGUUUGUGUGGAUCUUCUGGAUCAACCCGCUCGCAUAUGCGUUCGAUUCGCUCAUGUCCACUGAGUUCUACGGCCAACUUAUUCCUUGUGUUGGAAACAACCUUGUCCCGAACGGCCCAGGAUAUACAGACUUGGCCCAUCAGUCUUGCGCCGGUGUCGCAGGCGCCAUCCAAGGACAGACCUCUCUUACCGGUGAUCAGUACCUCUCCGCCAUGUCAUACGGACACAGCCACGUCUGGAGGAACUUUGGCAUUGUCUGGGCAUGGUGGGCGCUUUUCAUCGCGCUUACUGUUAUCUCUACCUCCAAGUGGAAGUCUUCUGCUGAAGGUGGCUCUUCUCUGCUCAUUCCCCGUGAGAAUUCAAAGAUCACUGGAGCUCUUCGAACCGACGAGGAGGCACAGUCUUCGGAAGAAACUGCGGCAGAGAACAACAAGAACGAGAAGCGUGACGGCAAUGCCAGUGGAGGAGAGGAGGCCAACCAGAACCUCAUCCGCAACACGUCAAUCUUCACCUGGAAGAACCUGUCAUACACUGUCGAGACCCCUACUGGAGACCGGGUGCUCCUCGAUAACGUCCAAGGUUGGGUUAAGCCCGGUAUGUUGGGAGCUUUGAUGGGCUCUUCGGGUGCUGGAAAGACCACGCUGCUUGACGUCCUUGCCCAGCGCAAGACUGAGGGUACGAUUCGCGGUUCCAUCAUGGUUGACGGCCGCCCUCUGCCCGUUUCAUUUCAACGAUCUGCCGGAUACUGCGAACAGCUUGAUGUUCAUGAGCCGUUUGCCACUGUCCGCGAGGCCCUGGAGUUUUCUGCUCUGCUGAGACAAAGCCGUGAAACCCCUCGCGAGGAGAAGCUUGCAUACGUCAACACCAUCAUCGAUCUUCUUGAGCUUCACGAUUUGGCCGACACGCUCAUCGGCCGUGUUGGUAACGGCCUGUCUGUUGAACAACGAAAGCGUGUUACUAUUGGUGUUGAGCUUGUCUCCAAGCCUAGCAUUCUGAUCUUCCUCGAUGAGCCUACCUCAGGUCUUGACGGCCAGUCGGCAUACAAUACCGUCCGCUUCCUCCGCAAGCUCGCCGAUGCCGGUCAAGCAGUUCUCGUCACAAUCCACCAGCCUUCUGCCCAGCUCUUCUCUCAGUUCGAUACCCUUCUGCUCCUUGCCAAGGGUGGCAAGACGGUCUAUUUCGGUGACAUCGGCGACAACGCGAAGACUAUCCGCUCCUACUUCUCUCGUUACGGCGCUCCCUGUCCUGAGGAAGCCAACCCAGCGGAGCACAUGAUCGAUGUCGUCUCAGGCCACCUUUCCAAGGGCAAGGACUGGAACGAAGUUUGGCUCUCCUCUCCGGAACAUGACGCAGUUGUUAAGGAGCUUGACCACAUGAUUGACGACGCAGCUGCUAAGCCACCCGGAACUGUCGAUGACGGCCACGAGUUCGCCCUCUCGCUCUGGGACCAAAUCAAGAUUGUCACUCACCGCAUGAACGUCGCUCUCUACCGCAACACGGAUUACGUCAACAACAAAUUCGCGCUCCACAUUUUUUCCGCACUCUUCAACGGCUUCUCGUUCUGGAAGAUUGGUGAUUCUGUCGGCGACAUCCAGAUGCGUCUCUUCACCAUCUUCAACUUCAUCUUUGUCGCCCCUGGUGUGCUUGCACAAGUCCAGCCGCUCUUCAUCGACCGCCGCGACAUUUUCGAGACCCGCGAGAAGAAGUCCAAGAUGUAUUCGUGGAUCGCCUUCGUUACCGGACUCAUCGUCUCUGAGAUCCCAUACCUGAUCAUCUGUGCUGUAUUAUACUACGUCUGCUGGUACUACACAGUUGGUUUCCCUACUGAUUCGUCACGCGCGGGCUCUACCUUCUUUGUCAUGCUCAUGUACGAAUUCGUCUACACGGGUAUUGGCCAGUUCAUCGCCGCCUACGCCCCGAACGCCGUCUUCGCAUCCCUGGUCAACCCCCUCCUCAUCGGAGUCCUGGUCUCCUUCUGCGGUGUUCUCGUACCGUACGACCAACUGCAAGCCUUCUGGAAAUACUGGAUGUAUUGGAUUAACCCGUUCAACUACUUGAUGGGCAGUAUGCUUGUGUUCGAUAUCUGGGGCACGCCGGUCAAGUGCAAGAGUCGUGAAUUUGCGCUCUUUGAUCCCCCCAACGGCACCACUUGCGCCGAGUACCUGGCCGAUUACGUGAAGGGUAUGGGAGCAGCCAGUAACCUAAUCAACCCCGAGGCUACUUCCGGUUGCAGGGUGUGCCAGUACACCAGCGGCAGCGAUUACCUGCAGACGGUCAACUUGAAGGAGUACUACUAUGGCUGGCGCGAUGCAGGAAUCGUUGUCAUUUUCGCCAUCAGCUCCUACGCCCUGGUCUAUCUGCUAAUGAAGCUCCGUACCAAGACCUCCAAGAAGGCCGAGUAA